AUGGCUCCUCGCUUCGUGACCAUGCUACUGUUCGCUGUGUAUUUUACCACCACAGCGGCUGAAGUGGUUCGCCUGUUCGGGGACACGAACUUCGGACUUGGCUCUGGCAGCUGGUUGUUCGAGUUCAGCAUGGCUCAGUUCUGCGUCAACACGGUGGCCUUCGAUGACAAGGCCUCAUCGGCGCAGUGGGGAGAUCUGCCGCAGACCGGAAGCUUCCCCAACAACCAAGCCUUCAUCGCCUUCUACACGGAGCAGAACUGCACCGGCACCGAAUUCCCAACGAUCUUUGCGCUGAAUGGCAUCGACAACCAAAUCUUGUCCUUCAUGGUCUGGAAGACAAGCGACAAGGUCGGAGGCGUCGCGGCUGACCCCAGGAAUCGUCACCCGCGGCUCUAA
Phytophthora sojae is the source of this 396-nucleotide messenger RNA. RefSeq lists its product as hypothetical. The record is from RefSeq and is a predicted model, not a curated record. Bases 1 to 396 code for a protein of 131 amino acids. The transcript is spliced from 2 exons. Lineage: Eukaryota; Oomycota; Peronosporomycetes; Peronosporales; Peronosporaceae.